Knipowitschia caucasica is the source of this 576-nucleotide messenger RNA. NCBI's taxonomy places the organism in Eukaryota, Metazoa, Chordata, Actinopteri, Gobiiformes, Gobiidae. The record is from the annotation of a GenBank genome assembly.
AUGCUAACCAUUACCUGUGUCCUGUGUCCAGGGGGGAACCGUCUGCAGCAGCAGCAGUUCCGGCUGCACUGGGCCUGGGUCUCUCUGGAGCAGCCUCGCUACACGGUGCAGGAGGAGCACAAGUUCCUGGAGGUGGUCCUGCGGCGGAGGGGCUACCUGGGGGAGACCUCCUUCGUCAGCAUCGGCACCAGAGACGGCACGGCGCUGAAGGACCAGGACUUCCGCGGUAAAGCCCAGAGGCAGGUCCAGUUCAACCCCGGACAGAGCAGCGCCGUGUGGAGGGUGAGGAUCCUGCCCGACUCGGAGUACGAAGUAUCCGAGAGCUUCCACAUCGUCCUGUCCGAGGCCGUCAUGGCGGUGCUGGAGUACCCCCAGGAGGCCGCCGUGGAGAUCCUGGACCCGGAGGACGUCCGCUCCACGCCGCGCUGCAGGCUCCACGCCGCGCUGCAGGCUCCACGCCGCGCUGCAGGCUCCACGCCGCGCUGCAGGCUCCACGCCGCGCUGCAGGCUCCACGCCGCGCUGCAGGCUCCACGCCGCGCUGCAGGCUCCACGCCACCAUUUCCUCCACCGACUGA